AUGCCAUCUGCGCCACCGCCGCCGCCCGCGAGGCGCCACCGCCGACCGUUUGUGACGUCGUUUGUUGCGGAUGUGAUUCCUUUUUUGCCCGCGAAGGACCUAAUUGUUUGUGCGGGUGUUUGCCGAAUUUGGAGGGAGGAAGCAAACUCACUUUCACUGUGGAGAGCCCUUCUCGCUGACAACCCGGCCACUGCGAUGUAUGCUUAUAGCCGCCUUCCACUUCGUGAGAUUCAGAAAAUCCUGUUGCAGCGAACUCCUUUGCCUGUAAUAGAGACAAACUAUGUAGAAGUUAGCUCUACUUCUAAUAGAGUUGCAUUUGUUCACCGUUUAGAGCAAAGACCGGAAGCACAAUCGAGAGUGUUUAUGCACCGCGAGAGCACAAACGAGCUCAGUGGGCGAGGAUUUUCUUCUGGAUUGUCAUUUGUACGAACCGUGCAUAACGAGAUAGACGAGUCGAACAUUGACAGUGGCGCAGCUUGUUCAAACUUGAGGAGGCGGGCCGGAUCCAUGAUGAAGGAGAUGGAAUCUCUUCAGUCUUACAUGAGGUUAUUGAAGGAACAAUUUUCCGCGUCGACACAUCUUCUUGCUUCGCUCCGUCUGCAGAUGCCAAGUCGCGGUGCCGUUUUACUUCGCCGGGAGUGUUUUAGGGAUUGGAAAAGGUUAAAAACGUUUGAAGAAUUGGUUGUCAAUUCUCUCUACUCAAGUAUAGAAGGUCCGCCGCCAAGUGGAGGGGUUCGAUCCUUUGUACACGCUGAAAUGGUGGGACUUGGUGAGGUGGGCUCACCGUUUCACCUGCAUUGGUGCCGUUUUAAAAACUCGCUUCCAUUGAAUGACACUUACUACGACUAUGUGGAUUUCCUGUAUUCAUAUGGUCCUGGUACUUUAUAUCCCACAAAGAUUUCACCCCUUGAAGAGGCUGAAGUGAACCGAAAGCUUACGCGCUUUCAACGGCUCCGUGAUAUUGUCACCGACGUCAUCAAUCGAAGAAAUAGCGAAUCAAGAAACAUUUCCUGGAAUUGCCUUAUCCAGUGCUUGGAAAGGUAA
Messenger RNA from Trypanosoma conorhini, 1044 nucleotides. RefSeq lists its product as uncharacterized. The transcript has a single exon. Gene Ontology annotation, molecular function: protein binding. Bases 1 to 1044 code for a protein of 347 amino acids. Lineage: Eukaryota; Euglenozoa; Kinetoplastea; Trypanosomatida; Trypanosomatidae. The record is from RefSeq and is a predicted model, not a curated record.